Paramecium octaurelia is the source of this 318-nucleotide messenger RNA. Lineage: Eukaryota; Ciliophora; Oligohymenophorea; Peniculida; Parameciidae. The record is from the annotation of a GenBank genome assembly.
AUGUAAUAAAAGGCAAAACAAUUCUUUGCUACUUACGGCAAAUUGGGGAUCGGUGUCUACUUGUCUUACUCAGUAGUCAAUUAUGGGAUAGUUUACUUUGCACUCAAAUAGGGAGUCGAUGUCAAAGAAGUUGGAUCAAAGUAUUUCCUAUCAUUUUUCAUUAGACUAGGAUUUGAUACAACACAAGGAAAAUGGGCAUAGUUUGAGACGUAUGGUACACCCACAGCAGCGUAUAUUAUUUAUAAACUUAUGGCUCCAAUCAAAUGGCCGAUGGUCAUAGGAACUACAGCUUGGAUAUGCAGAAAAGGGAGAAAAUGA